GUAGUGAAAGUUACAAAACUUGAAGAGAUGUCUUUUGAGGAAACAUUGAGCGUUGAGGGAAGUGAGGAAGCAAGGGCAUUGGAGUAUAGUGACGUGGGCAUGACUAGUGAGUCAUUCGACUCAGAGAGGACAGAGGAAGGGGUAGGAAGAAGUGAGAUGGUUAUGGUUGAGGGAGAUGGGGUGAGGCAGUAUGAGUCUGAAUUCAGGACCAAGGAUAGCCUGGGUUAUUUAGUAAAGAGUUAUGAAAUUUCUUCCGGAGUUUUAAUUAGGCCUGCUGAGGUAGAGGAGAGGGCAUGUUCUGCACCUCAGGAUCAUUGGAUGCCUAUAAAAGGUGGGGAAGUUGGUGAAGGAGGGGGUGAUUUAGUGAAUAUCAUGUACCUCACCAGCUCAAAUGUCAUAAAGGCUGCUGAGCUCUAUGGGCCAAGUGCUUUGAGUGAAGCUGAGAUGGAUAAGUUUUUGAGUGCUGCUGAAGGGGUGGCCAUUCCAAAGAAGUCAAGGAAGAAGUCAAGGACUUCAACUAAUGAGGCAAGUGAGAAAAGAGUUGGGAAGGAGUUGGUGCAUAGCAACUCAGCUGGAGUUCAAAAAGUGCUACCAAGGCCAGAGCUGAAAAGGAAAGGGAGUGAGGAGCUAAGAGCACUUCAAAAAAAGAAGAAGAUGGUGGAAAAGGAGGUUAGGGGGGACAAGGUAAUGGAGUUCGUACCUCAGCCUCCUCCUAUUGAGCUCGAUCCUGAGCUCAAGGAGAUUGAGGUCAAGGAGGCUGAGGCUAAGGAAGAGGUGCUGAGGUACGUUGGGGCGACUGUGGUGAAGCACACUCUAGAGAGUGCAAGCUGGGUGAAUGCACUAGCCCAAGAGUUUGUAGAGAAUGUGAAGGAGCGCACUCUCUUGCGGAGCUCAUUUUUGAAGAGAGAAAAAGGAAGAUCUCUGAAAGCGAGCACGAGGGUCAGGAGAAAGAAAAAAAAAAAGAAGAUGAAAGAUGCUGUGGUCAAGCUAAAGAAGAAUGUGGAGUUGUUGUUACACAAUGCCAUAGAGGAGCAUAUUGUAGAUUUCUUGAGGUUUGGGACUUUUGAGAAUAUAGUCAACCUAUAUCGACUGCCUACUGCGAUCUUGGCCUUCACAGACUGCAGAAAGAAGGUGAAGUCACAAUAUCCCAAAGUGGAUGUUACAAGUGUCACCUUUGGUGAACAAGAAGAAAAGGUGGAGGAGAAUGGUGAAAGCAUGUUAGCUGACUUCCGGCCAAAAGUUACGCUGAGGUGGGAUCACGAUGUACAAGGUCAUACAAUCUUUCCUCUAAACUUCGACUUCGAGUUCGUUGUAGUGGAAGAAGAGGUUACAGAGGUAGAGGAUAUAUAAGAGGAAGGGAAUCAGCCAUCUCCUCUUCCUACUGAGGAACAGCCACCUCCGAAGUAGUUAGGAUUUUCAUUGUUUUUUUUUUUUUUAUGUUAAUAUUGGAACAAUUUAUAGUUUGAAUAGUUUGUAAUGUUUAUUAUUCAAUGAAAAGCUUUUGAAAUUAUAUGUAAUAUUUGUUUUGUGUUAUGUUUGUUUUAGAUUAAUCAUAAAAAUUGAGAUGAAGU
Messenger RNA from Rubroshorea leprosula, 1571 nucleotides. The record is from the annotation of a GenBank genome assembly. Lineage: Eukaryota; Viridiplantae; Streptophyta; Magnoliopsida; Malvales; Dipterocarpaceae.